Messenger RNA from Colossoma macropomum (tambaqui), 6130 nucleotides. RefSeq names its product SR-related CTD-associated factor 1 (gene scaf1). Gene Ontology annotation, molecular function: RNA polymerase II C-terminal domain binding. The record is from RefSeq and is a predicted model, not a curated record. The transcript has 9 exons. Lineage: Eukaryota; Metazoa; Chordata; Actinopteri; Characiformes; Serrasalmidae. Bases 345 to 4835 code for a protein of 1496 amino acids.
UUACGGUGAGGGAAGUAAAAUGGCGGAUUAGGAUGGGAUGGGCCUCUUAUUGUGUUCUUAACAGAAAAAAAUGUUUCAGCCUUUUAUAUCGCGUUUUAGAGGUUACUGAGGUACUUUAAAAAAGCUUUAGGAAAGUCACGAUUUUGGAUUUCACCCCACCGGCUUGUCUUUACCCGCUGAGGCCUCAACAACAUUCAGAUGAAGUGGAAGAAGAAGAGGAGGAGUCUGAGGCAGCCAGAAGGACGACUGGCCUAAGGUGUUACCAAGGAAACAGAGAGACCACAGAUGAUGAGCCCAGUGAGCUGGAGGCUUCUGCUGCUACUUCCUCUGACACUACAUUCCUUAUGCCUCAGCAGUGCUCUGAACAUCAUUUUGCCGACAGUGACUUUGAUGGGGAGCUUACAGCAGAGGUGAGAGUAGACGAAGCUUCAUCGCUGGCUUUGUUGGUGCCUGUUGCUCCUCGUUUCAGCAAGACAGGAUACGCAUUUGAUAGACAGUUCCUUCCCACGGCAGCCCCUGGAUCAGAGAGGGACUAUAGAGACUGCCUUUUUCCCCCUGUCCCUUUCCCCACGUGGACUGCAGCACAAAUGCCCAGGCCAUCUUCUCUCUGCACCUCUCAGAGGGAAACAGAGACUGCCAAAAGCCCUGUGCCUACUUCUCCUUCUACAUCACCCUCCUCCCCCUCUUCUGAACCCUCUUCCCCCUCCUCCUCUCCCUCUUCCUGCUCCCCAGGUGGUAGAGGGACGGGCUAUCAUGAGGACGAGGAUGAUGGCCAUGUCGGGGAUGGUAUGGUCAGCAGAGCUGCGGGAGACGGAGUGUCGUCCACUUCAUCAUCUCUAGCUCCAUCUUCACUCUCUGUGCCUCCCUCGUCUUCUUUGGAUCCAUUGCGCCAUGUUUCCUCAUCCCCCCACCUGCAUGGCGAUGACCAAAGGGAGGGCGCAGAGAUGGAGAUAUAUGACCCCUUUCACCCUACAGAUGGAGAGGGAGAACAAGGCACGGGUCAGGACGAGGAGGAGGAAGAAGAUGAGGGAGAUAAGUAUGACCCCUUUGAACCCACUGGCUCGCCAGCCUCAGAGAAAGAGGAGGAGGGAGAGAUGGAGAUGGAGGAAGAGGGAAGUACAGUGAGCAGCAUACCUUGUGAGGUGAAGGACGAUAAAGAACUGGAGCUGGAGGCAGCUGCUGAGCCAGGAGGUCCACCUCCAGACUCAACAGAGACCUUGGUUCCACCUCCUGAGGAUGAGGACGCAUCCAUAGAGUUAAACAGGGUCAAACCCCUGAGGGAGCGAGGGAAAGGAAUGUGUCAGAGGACACUGGAUGACUCUGAGCAUGACUCUGAGAUAGAAGAAGGUGAGAUAGUGGGUGCUAGUGACAGAGGAAGGGAAAGGGAAAUAGAGAGAAGAAGGGAGGUGCUGCUUCCCUCCUCUGGAAGUCCUCCAUUCCUCCAGGGUGGAGGCCUCAAACCCGAGAGAAUCUUGCGAGUUCUGGAUGGUGAAGGUUUUGUGUCAGUCCGAGCUGAGGGAGAAUGGGAUAGGGAACCGGCACCCCCGGUAGGCAUGGGGGACUUGAGGAGGAAACUUACCAGCAGGCGAAAAGAGAGGUUCCGAUCUUGCCCUUCUUCUGCCUCUGUUUCACCCCCUCCACCCUCUGCUCUGCCACUACCUCCUCCCUCACCUCCCGCUUCACAACUCCAGUCCACAGAAAAAGCAAGGAGUCGCAAAUCAUCAAAGAGCUCCAAGGAGAGGGACCGACGCAAGCGGAAAGAGGGCAAAGGAGAAGACAAAGAGAAGCGGAAAAAGAGGAAAGAGGGAAAAGGGGAGUCAGGAGGAGGGAGUGGAGAAAGCAAAGAGAGGGAUCAUGAGAGAAAGAGUAGAAGAAGUGGAAAAGAGAAGGACAAGGACAGGAGGAGGAGCAGCAGAAGUGACAGUCGCAAGAGAAAGAGCAGACAUAACAACACUCCGGAACCUUCCUCCCGCUCCCACUCCCAAAAUGCAUCGCGACACACACGCAGCCGCAGGUCCUGGUCCAGCCCCUCGGAGGGUCGCCACCGAGGACGAGAACGGGACCGAGACAGGGACAAAGAAAGAGACAAGGAGAGAGAGAGAGACCGAGAUCGGGAAAGAGACCGAUACAGCGACAGGAGGAGAGAUGACAGGGACAGGGAAAGAGAGAGAGACUCCAGAAGAAAAGAGAGAAGUAAAAGAGAUCGGGAUGAAGAAAGCAGGAGGUCCAGCAGCAGAGAAAGGGGCAAUGCAAAAAGGAGGAGAGAAAGCAGUGAGAGGAGAGACCGGGAAAAGGAAAGAGAGCGAGAAAGAGAGAGGGACAGGAGAAGAGAUGGUCGACCGGUUGUACCUCCAUCUAUUCAGGAUCUAAACGGGUCGGAUCUUUUUGCCAUUAAACGCACCAUCACUGUUACCUCUACACCCACCACCACGGUCCCCAGUUCUCCGGCGCAUGGCCAGGACCACCAACGCAGUCCUGGACAAAGCUCAGACAAACCCCGGAAGCGAAAGCGGAAACGGAGGAGACGCUCUGAUGAUGAAAGAAUGGAUGAGGACCACAGGAGCAGGUCACGUCCCUCCUCGCUAACCCCUCCACGUUACCACAGUUACGAAUCCGACCGUCAUUCAGACCGACCAGAACCUGACAUGCUAUCUCUGGAUGGAGAGGCAUUGGACUCUGAUUACCCUUCGCUGGAGGAUUCUCCUCUGCUCCCACCUCCUCCUCCUGAACCCCCUCUCCCUAGUCCCAAACCCAAGGCCACAGCCCCCAAAAGCAGCCGGCGCCAUGAAAAGAAGAAAUCCAGAUCCAGCAAAAAGACUGGCCAGUCAGAGUCGUCCACCUCAUCAUCUUCUCACAGACCCAAAGCGAAAAGCAAAAACCUCUUGCCCUCACUCUCCCCGCCUCUGUCUGCUUCUUCUGGCAACACUACUUCCCUUCCACCCGCUGCCUCUUCGUCUACUGGCAAAAGACGCAAGGUGGGGAAAGAAAAAGGAGGCAAGAAAGAAUCAGGACGUUCUGGCAGAUCCAAGAAGUUAGGUGGAAGCAGCAGGAAGGCUAAACUCCAGUCUAAAGUGUCAGUGCUGGUGCGAGAGGGUGUUAGCAGCACCACAGGGAACUCUGGCAAACUGGGCAUCGACCUGUUGGGACCUAGUGGGGUCGUGGGUGGAGCUGCAGGACCCUCAGUAGUGGGAGGGUCUAUAGCUGUGGUGUUCCGUCGGGACAACGAGAGUCGAUCGCCAUUCCUGAAGCCUUGCUCAGAGCCGCUGUCCCUGCCUGGCAGAGCCAAGGAUCUUGGGAAGACUAGCAAACAGCGCAAUACCCUUGCACCACUUUCUUCAGCUAACCCAGUAGGACUUAAGUCAAAGAAAGCCAAGCCAAGCUCUACAACCUCCACAUCAUCAUCCGCGUCCUCACCCACGUCGUCUUCGGCAGCCAAGCGUAGGCGGAGGCCAGGAAAGAAACCCCGGGAAAAAGGCCUAGCAGUGGACGGGCCUGAUAUUAAAGGCACCAACAGUAGCACUUUGGGCUCCGGUUGGGCUGGAGCGACAGCAGAUAUUCAGCCUUUGGGCGGAGUUGGUCCUAAACCUUCCAGUCCUCCUUCUGCUCUCCCUGGUCCCACACCGUCAUCGUCGUCAUCAUCAUCGUCCUCAUCCUCCUCUACAAGCGUCCUUCCCCCAUCGUCCUCGCCCCCCCACACCCCUCCGCUGUCUUUACCACCCUCACGAGAUACAAGGGAAUCCUCUCCAGACUCUCAGACUGUGGACAGCAGUUGCAAAACGCCAGAACCUUCGUUUCUUUCGGAGGAGUGCCCAGCUCAGUCCCAAUCCUUGCUCCAUGCGCCCUCAAAGUCUCCCCCUAGCCCUCCACAGUCAAGAGGGGACAGCAUAUCCCAGUCUGCCUCCAAGCCCCUCCCCUCAGAUGACCAGAAAACAUCGCCACCGUGCUCCACUUCUUCAUCGGCCUUGGCUGCUGCUUCCCUCUCUCAUUCCAUUCCUCCUCCGGCUGCAGACCCUUCCUCAUCUUCCUCAUCUUCAGUGUCUUCGUCAUCUGUCAGUAAGCCCCCGCCUCCUCCACCCCCACCCCCUGCAGCCCCGCCUUUGCCCUGGAGCCUGCAGGCAGGGGUAGACUGCACCGCUGGAGGUGUUUUAGCAUUGACGGCUCUCCUGUUUAAAAUGGAAGAGGCCAAUAUUGCCAGCCGAGCCAAAGCACAGGAGUUUAUUCAGGCCACAAGUCAGAUUCUCUCUCAGGCUAACCAGAACCAGUCGCAGACACAUCCUUCAUCCUCCUCUUCUUCUUCCUCCACACAAGUUCCUCCUCCUCCAUCACAUGCUCCGCCUCCAGGUCCGACGCCAGCGCAGUUUAUUCUCCAUGGCUCGCUCCCGUUGGUCGGCUGUACUAAAACCCCACCUUCUCAUUUACACCCUGGACUUUCGCUGGGUGGUGGAUGUGCUCAGACGCCACCUCCUCCAUUGCCUACAGGUCUGUCUGUGUCAACAGGGGGCGCAAAUGAGACAGGCUGGGACAGUGAAAGUAAAGACCCUGAUAAGUAUUUGAAGAAGCUACACACCCAGGAGAGGGCAGUAGAGGAAGUGAAGUUGGCCAUCAAACCCUACUACCAGCGCAAAGACAUCAACAAGGAAGAGUACAAGGACAUCCUGAGAAAAGCUGUGCACAAGAUUUGUCACAGUAGGACGGGCGAGAUUAACCCAGUGAAGGUGAGCAACCUGGUCAAGCUCUACGUCCAGAGGUACAAGUAUUUCCGGAAGCAUGGGCGCAAAAUGGAUGAGGAGGAAAAGGAAGAGCGCGAGUCCGCCUCCCUGCACUCCUCAGCGUGACUGGACAUAGACCGCUUUAACGCCCCAUUCUGAUUGGACAAGUAUUUUGAGGACCCUUCCUCUAUCUUGCACGUGACUGGAACCCGUCAAAGCAACCGAGCGAGAGUUACUCCCUGUGUGCUGACGUCGUGUAAACAUGUACUCCGUUCCCCUUCCUCUGUCUGUCUUUUGUCUCGCAAUCCAGAUGUAUGAUUAAAUGAUUAAGUGUGACUCAGAGUAUGGUUAAAAAAAAACAAAACAUAGAGACCCCCAAAUACAAGCUUAGUAUGAAGUGAUGAACACAUCCACACUUGUCUUUGUUGUUUUAUUACUCAGACACAUACAGAGACAGCUUUUGGGCACUACAGGUGUGUGAGACUUUCAGUUUGAUCUUGCUUUCUUUUCUUUGUCUUUGCUGAGAAUGGCAGGCAAAUAUCUGCGUAUAGUUAGAGAAUAAUAAUUCAUUUAUUAGGUCCAAAAAAGGCCCAUAUAGACAAGGUCACGGUCAGCCUAUAGUUUCAGAAUGGAGGUUGUUACACUACAAGGUUCUCCCACAGUAAUUGCCCCAUACAUGCUCCAUUUGCAAGCGUUUUCUUUCAGUUAUUGUUGCUGGGUUGGACAAGCAUAACUUUCUGUAUUCUUUAAAAAUACACAAAAAAUAGUCAUAUUUGACAUUAGCAUGGUUAGUGUCGCUGUCCUUUCUAGGCCUGGUUAUUGAAAGUCAGUACUUCUGUGGUGCCAUCUGAAUUACAUCACUACCACAGUAUCAACAUUUGUCAUUCAAAACCAAAUUUUAGUCUUUAGUCAGUCUUCUCAGUGUCCAUGAGCCAAUAUGCAUGCUUGAUCUUGAAUCUAGACUCGUUCCUAAAUCUACUCAGCUACACGUUUCUUAAUGGACUUGUUUUGAUGAGCAUAGUCCAGUCCUCAAGUAUCUAAACCAGUGGUCUCCAACCCUGAUCCUGGAGAGCUGCCUUAGUUUAGAAGAAGGUUAUUACAUGAGAGCUACUUCUUAGUUUAGUUCCAGCCUGUAUCCAAUAAGCUGCUCCACCCCUUACUUAACUCUAAUACAUCUGAUACAGCCAAUCAGGGACUUGAUUAGCUUUGUGGCAAAUUGUGGUUGGGGCUAAGGAAGGUAGCGGUCCAGAACCGGGGCUGGAGACCACUGAUCUUAACAUUCUGUUUCAUUUGAUACCAAAUUUCAAUAUUUAAGUAGUCAGUCUCAUCAGAACCUGUGAUCUAAAACCGUCUCAUCGUUCUGUAGUCAGCGUCAUGCCUGUGUCUCUGUGAGAAAAAUUAAAUGGGAAUUUCAAAAAUUG